UGCCACGUGAUGAAGAUGGUCUUUAAAACAAGCUGCUGGAGGCACAGAGGUGCCCAUACUUCCUCGGCUACCGGUUGUGAGUGCCUUAUCUUCCCACAAAGCUUUCCACGAUGAUUGAGCCCUUCUUAGGAACCUGGAAACUGGUCUCCAGCAAAAACUUCGAGGACUACAUGAAAGAACUGGGACUAGAUUUUGCAGUGUGGGAUGUGGCAGGUUCAGUGAAACCAAGUGUUACUAUUAGUCUCAAUGGGGAGAAGGUGAACAUCCAAACAGAAAGUCCUCUCAAGAACACAAUGAUCUCCUUCAAGCUAGGGGAAGAAUUUGAUGAGACUACGGCAGACAACCGGCAAGUGAAGAGCACUGUGACAUUAGAAGAAGGGUCAAUGAUCCAGGUCCAAAAAUGGCUUGGCAAAGAGACAACAAUCAAAAGAAAAAUUGUGGAAGGAAAAAUGGUAGUGGAGUGCAUCAUGAACGAUGUUGUCAGCACUAGGGUCUAUGAAAAAGAAUGAAGGAAGAAGAGUAGACACCAGCGAGAACUUGGCCACUACAGAAAACUUGCUGCUGAAGAAAAUUAGCCUCAGGGACAGUGAUUUAAAGCAUUUUCAGCCUAGAUUUUGCUCAAUAAAAGCACUAAUUGAAAUGCA
Molecule: messenger RNA, 644 nt
Organism: Mesocricetus auratus (golden hamster)
Lineage: Eukaryota; Metazoa; Chordata; Mammalia; Rodentia; Cricetidae
Gene: Fabp9
Product: fatty acid binding protein 9
Exons: 4
Coding region: 111-509 (132 amino acids)
Biological process (GO): fatty acid transport
Cellular component (GO): cytosol; nucleus
Molecular function (GO): fatty acid binding
Source: RefSeq, a predicted model, not a curated record